Molecule: messenger RNA, 2284 nt
Organism: Populus nigra (black poplar)
Lineage: Eukaryota; Viridiplantae; Streptophyta; Magnoliopsida; Malpighiales; Salicaceae
Product: probable methyltransferase PMT14
Exons: 7
Coding region: 215-2053 (612 amino acids)
Cellular component (GO): cytoplasm; trans-Golgi network; endosome
Molecular function (GO): methyltransferase activity
Source: RefSeq, a predicted model, not a curated record
UACAAACUCCUAAAAAUCCGUCUUUUAUUAAUAGCUAAUACUCUCCCUCCCUCCCAGCUCUGCUUCUUUACCCGCACGGUCACACUGGGACACUGAAACCGAGUUCAAGCACUGUGGAGAUCUAGAGAGUGUGUGUGUGUGUGUGUUUGUUUAAGUAAGCUCUCAUUGAAGAGCUAGCUAGAUUCGUCUCUAAGGGUAUUCUCCCAAACACAUCAUGGGUAACAAGCACAACUCUGCAGGGUUCAAAACACGAAGUCCAUUGUCUAUAUUCAUUGUUAUCUGUUUGUGCUGUUUCUUUUACAUCCUGGGUGCAUGGCAGAAGAGUGGUUUUGGAAAAGGAGAUGGCAUAGCUGUACAGAUGUCCAAGCAGACGGAUUGUCAAAUCUUCCCUGAUCUGAACUUUGAAACCCAUCAUAAUGAUGUUGAGAUUAUUGAGCCUUCUAAGCCAAAAGCCAAAGUAUUUAAACCAUGUGAUGUCAAGUAUACUGAUUAUACUCCUUGCCAAGAACAAGAUCGAGCCAUGACAUUUCCACGGGAGAAUAUGAUAUACCGGGAAAGGCAUUGUCCUCGUGAAGAAGAAAAACUGCAUUGUCUUAUUCCAGCACCCAAAGGGUACACGACUCCAUUUCCUUGGCCAAAAGGCCGUGAUUAUGUCCAUUAUGCUAAUGUUCCGCAUAAAAGCCUGACUGUGGAGAAGGCUGUUCAGAACUGGGUUCAAUUUCAGGGUGAUGUAUUCAAAUUUCCUGGAGGAGGGACCAUGUUCCCUCAAGGUGCAGAUGCAUACAUUGAUGAACUUGCAUCGGUGAUCCCUAUAGCAGAUGGCUCUGUCAGAACCGCACUAGAUACUGGUUGUGGGGUAGCCAGCUGGGGAGCAUACCUGAUGAAAAGAAAUGUGUUGGCUAUGUCAUUUGCACCACGAGACAAUCAUGAAGCGCAGGUACAAUUUGCAUUGGAGCGGGGAGUACCUGCUGUUAUUGGGGUUCUAGGUUCAAUACAUCUUCCAUACCCAUCGAGAGCCUUUGAUAUGGCCCAGUGCUCUCGAUGUCUAAUUCCAUGGACCGCAAAUGAUGGAAUGUACUUGAUGGAAGUUGACCGUGUCCUCAGACCUGGUGGAUACUGGAUCCUUUCUGGCCCGCCAAUCAAUUGGAAGACCUACUACCAAACAUGGAAACGGUCUAAGGCUGAUCUCCAAGCUGAGCAAAGAAGGAUUGAAGAGCUGGCUGAAAGUCUUUGCUGGGAGAAGAAGUAUGAGAAGGGAGAUAUUGCUAUCUUUAGGAAAAAAGCAAAUAACAAAAACUGCCGCAGGAAGUCUGCUAGUAUUUGUGAAUCAAAAGAUGCUGAUGAUGUCUGGUACAAGGAAAUGGAAGCAUGCAAAACUCCUCUCCCUGAAGUAAACAGUGCAAAUGAAGUAGCAGGAGGGGAGUUAAAGAAGUUUCCAGAGAGGCUUUUUGCAAUUCCUCCUCGAGUAGCCAAGGGACUUGUCAAGGGUGUCACAGCUGAAUCCUUCCAGGAGGACAAUAAACUUUGGAAAAAGCAUAUAAAUGCUUAUAAAAGGAACAAUAAGUUGAUUGGCAGUACGAGAUACAGGAACAUCAUGGAUAUGAAUGCAGGGCUUGGAGGAUUUGCAGCAGCACUUGAAUCCCCAAAAUCAUGGGUGAUGAAUGUAGUUCCAACCAUUGCUAAGAAUACUUUAGGUGUUAUCUACGAGAGAGGUUUAGUUGGUAUUUAUCAUGACUGGUGUGAAGGGUUCUCAACAUACCCAAGGACAUAUGAUUUUAUCCAUGCCAAUGGUUUAUUUAGUUUGUACCAGAACAAGUGUAACCUGGAAGACAUCCUUCUGGAAAUGGACCGCAUUUUGCGUCCUGAAGGGACCGUAAUCUUCCGAGAUGAGGUUGAUGUUCUGAACAAGGUUAAGAAAAUUGCUGGAGGAAUGAGAUGGGAUACAAAAAUGAUGGAUCAUGAGGAUGGUCCCCUUGUACCUGAGAAGAUACUGGUGGUGGUUAAACAGUACUGGGUUGGUGGCAGAGGAAACAGCACAUCAAGUGAUCAAUAAUCCUGUAGUCAUUGUUUUCAGGGCAAAAUUAUGCCAGCAAUUACAAUGCCAAGCAAGUGAUUAAAUUGCUGAACUGAAGAAUUCUGAUUUAAGUUAUUAAUCUGUUAUUGUUGAUGUGGAGCAUAUGCACAACUUAGUGGCUUGAUCAGUUAAAUUAUCAAGCUUCACGAAUGCAAAUACUGAUGACAAGAAGAACGUCCUUCACAAUCAAAGAUUAUAUUUCUUAGUUAA